Molecule: messenger RNA, 1059 nt
Organism: Parascedosporium putredinis
Lineage: Eukaryota; Fungi; Ascomycota; Sordariomycetes; Microascales; Microascaceae
Source: the annotation of a GenBank genome assembly
AUGGAGCUAGUGUCCAAUUUGGAGUCGCUAGUCCUGACUUGGAUGAGCCUGGCCCUCAUUUUGACAUCGUCGGUUCACGUCCCCACGUAUAUAAACUAUGUAGCCCCGACGAGGGCGGAAGAGAAGCAAGCCGUGGUGGUCCAUCAUGUCAUCCUCCGUCUCAUCACUGCCCACCCUGUGGGACGACUCGAAGCACCCUCCUACGUCGGCCCCACCAAAUUUUCCUUGGACGGGGAUUCCGUGUUCCUCGUCGGCGACGAACCCGUCCGGUUCCACGUCGACUCCACGGUCAUGUGCGCGGCCUCCAAGUUCUUCGCGGCCAUGUUCAGCAAACGGUGGAUGCGGAAGAAUCCUCCCGCCCUCCAGAUCCAGGAUCCCACCGAGUUCGUCUUUACCCAAGACGAUCCUCGCGCAUUUGGUGUCGUGCUCGACGUAAUCUACCACACCAAUUCCGUGAGGUCGCUGUCGGCCGCGGACCUUCGAGAAGUCGCCAUCCUCGCCGACAAGUUCAAUGCGCCACUCUGCGAUCUCGGCGACCUGCUUCAGGCCGCUUACCUGUUCAAUAUGGCGGACGCGUUCUCCAACAUCACGGCCCGACUCGUCCUCGAGGGGUGGGCCCAUUUCCUGGAGACUAGACGUGCCCGGAUCCGCGAGAAGAUUUACGACCUCCUCCUCACCGACAUCAACACACCAUGCCGCUGCGGCUGGGGCUGUGUCGUGGUGAAAAGGUUCGUCAAGCUAUUACGCCAAAACACCCCAUCCACUCUUGCCCUGGUCUCCGUCCGAUCCAUCAUGGACAGAGUCGGCGCCAUCCGAGACUACGUCACCCGGACCACGCGGGAAUGCAGGUGUAUUGCCUUGACCGAUGAUGCGGAGAUGCGGCUGGAGGAGGCCCAGGAAAUGGCUCCUUUGUGCUUGGAAUGCGUGCGUGAAUGCAAGGACCACGUUGGCAGCUGCAAGCAUGAGAACUGCGAGGACGAGAGCGAGAGCGAGGGUAAUGACGGUGGCGACGAUCAACGCAGCAGUAGUGGCUCUGGUGAUGAUGAAGAUGGGGAAUAA